AACUGCAUUCAUCAUCGCAUCGCAACAACGAUCAGGCUAGUCUGCGCUAGAAGUCUGCUACGUGAACCUCUCCUUGCUCGAGUGUACAAAACAUUCUCAUCAUGUCUGCACCGACCACAUUCAGCUGGAAGUCGGGACCUGAGGCAGUCCAAGUAGCCGGUAGCUGGGACUCUUUCGCCAGCAAAAAGGACUUGAAGAAGCAGGCGGAUGGAUCAUUUGAGACUUCCCUGGACCUGCCAGCCACAACCAAGUUCACCUACAAGUACAUCGUAGAUGGAUCCUGGCAAAUCUCACCGCUCGAGCCCACUGAGGAUGAUGGGCAAGGCAAUGUCAACAACUUCUUGACUACCACCAAAGCCCAGCUGCAACCACAAUCCCCAGCUCCCUUUGACAAUUCUGUGCCAAACACGCCUCUACCCAAGAGCGAUCCUGCUGAUCCCAAGGCGCCACAGGCUGGAGCAGCUGACCUUACCAAGCAAAGCUCGCUAGGUGGAGUGGCUGCUGCUGCAGCCGGCGGCAUCGCUGGAGCAAGUGCUGGAGCGGCUGGUAUCGCUGCCGCGUUCGUCGGGGCUGCAACGGGAGAAAGGUCGGACAAGGCGACGGAUGAGCAACAGAAGACCGCUGAUCAGGCCGUCAAGCAAGCCGCGUCAGGUGCUGCUGCCGUCAAAGAGCAGGCUACGAGCGCUGCCGAAUCCACUCCUCAGGGAGCUCAGGGUAAGUUUGUCCUUCUUGGUAUGCGUCGCCAACGUGCUGGAUGGAAGGCGGGUGCAGGGCUAGAAGCUUCGCGCUGCGUAAUUCAACGCAGACCUGACAUCCUGUCCUUACAUCACGCACCGCUUUUCCCCUCGUUUUUGCUCACCCUGGCUUAGCUGCGGCGGUUUCAAUCCCUCCUUUCUUGACAGGCGUUUUGGCUGCUGCGUCUGCUUCGGUCGCUGAUGCUCUCGGCACCGUCGUCGGCCAAGAUGUGUUGCGCGGCAACCCGCAAUCCGUUCCCACCACGCCAGCUCCCGAAACC
Molecule: messenger RNA, 1015 nt
Organism: Ceraceosorus guamensis
Lineage: Eukaryota; Fungi; Basidiomycota; Exobasidiomycetes; Ceraceosorales; Ceraceosoraceae
Exons: 2
Coding region: 102-869 (255 amino acids)
Biological process (GO): signal transduction
Cellular component (GO): cytoplasm; nucleotide-activated protein kinase complex; nucleus
Molecular function (GO): protein kinase binding
Source: RefSeq, a predicted model, not a curated record